Messenger RNA from Anopheles moucheti, 3446 nucleotides. RefSeq names its product ADP-ribosylation factor-like protein 5B (gene Arl5). Lineage: Eukaryota; Metazoa; Arthropoda; Insecta; Diptera; Culicidae. Gene Ontology annotation, biological process: intracellular protein transport; protein localization to Golgi membrane; vesicle-mediated transport. Gene Ontology annotation, cellular component: trans-Golgi network; cytoplasm. Gene Ontology annotation, molecular function: GTP binding; GTPase activity. Bases 1365 to 1904 code for a protein of 179 amino acids. The record is from RefSeq and is a predicted model, not a curated record. The transcript has 6 exons.
UACCAGCGUAGGUCGUACAUUAGCUGUAUUUUGUUAAAACUAAUGAAUAUUUUGAACAAAACCUCUUCGUAAUGCAUUUCCGUUCGCUUCGUUCGUGCGUCGUACUCUGCAGGCUGCGUGUGAAGACAGUUUGUUGUUUGUGAAGUGUGCGUGAAUGUUACAAAAAGCCCGUUAAGCCUGGACCUUGGUUACUGUGUUUAUCAUCAGGUACUCAGAUAAUCGUCACUGCACACUCCCGUGAUCUUUGUUCACUUUUAGCAAUAUUCAACGUGUCACCAGGUUCGUCCGCAUAGAGACAAGCAAUUGCCAGCUGUACGCACAACAUCACCAAGGGCGCAAGAUUUGUUCAUUGCUCCACAUCGAAACCGAAACCCACCCAGAGCAGCUGAGUAAAGGUCAGGGUGGUGUGGGUUUUUCUUUUGUUUGUUAUUCAUCUGCAAGGAGUGUCGAUACUGUCGUCAGAAACUUGAAAAGCACGACCGACACAAGACACAUCCUGGUUACUCCACGGAACUCCCGAAAAGGUUCCCGGAUAAGUUAGUUCCGCUUUCGACAUCGGGGUUGUCUUUCUUGGUGGAAAAAGAAAUUAUGGUAGUGUGGGACAGCAAACCCACAUACCCACACGCACGCAUCCGUUCGACGCAGGAGAAACGGCAAGUAAACAACAAUUAGAGUGAAAACGAACCGAAAGAAAGAAAUCAGCAAAAACACUUUCGCUCGCACCGUGGCACCGUCCCCUUGUGUGUGCGUUUAUGCGCGUAUGUUUUCAGCUGUAAUGAUUGCUUCUUGAAUGAAAGAGAGAAGUGUGCGAAGCGAUGAGGAGAAGAAACGAGUGAAAGAAGCACAACAAACAAAAAGGCGAAUGUACACGUGUGUAUUUGUGUGUUUUGAAAACAAUAGCAAGUGCAACGCAGCAGACAGCAACCCCAACAGUUUGUCUCGUGUUCGUGCCCGAAGCCCCAUCGUAAUGGCCGUGUGACGAUGGAAUCCAUUGUAAGGAUUCGCUUCAGGUGUCGUGCAGAUUGCCAGUGCUAAAAAGGUCCCUCGAGACGGCGGCAGGAUAUUGUCCUUACUCGCGUGUGUUGCAAUUAACACGCGCGCGCGUGUGUGAGUGUGUGUGUUUUUUUGUAGUUUGUGUUCUUUUUAUUACAAAUGUUUCAAAAGUGCAAUCAAAGUAGACAGACCAAUUCCUUUUUCAUUGUGGCAUUCAUGGAGUGGUGUUAGCGCGUUCUGUAUUGUUGCUUCCAUUGUGCGUGAUUGUUGCAUCUGUCAAAGAGUUGCAUCCAUCUGAAAGAGAAAGCCUACUCUGGGUGGAUUUUAAAAGCAAACGCACAUCAAACGAGGCUCACAUCGUCAUCGUCAUCAUGGGGCUACUGUUUGCCAAAAUCUGGAGUUUAUUCGGCAAUGAAGAACACAAACUCGUCAUGGUGGGUUUAGACAAUGCCGGCAAAACCACCAUCCUGUACCAAUUUCUAAUGAACGAAGUCGUCCACACAAGCCCAACGAUCGGAUCGAACGUGGAGGAGAUUGUAUGGAAAAACAUUCACUUUCUCGUGUGGGAUCUGGGCGGACAGCAGAGUUUGCGGGCGGCAUGGAGCACGUACUACACAAACACAGAGUUCAUCAUCAUGGUAAUAGACUCAACCGAUCGCGAACGGUUAGCGGUGACGCGCGAAGAAUUGUACAAAAUGUUGCAGCAUGAAGACUUAACGAAAGCCAGUUUACUCGUUUACGCAAAUAAGCAGGAUCUAAAAGACUCGAUGAGUGCAGCUGAAAUUUCGAAACAAUUAGACCUAACCUCAAUUAAGAAUCAUCAGUGGCACAUACAGUCCUGUUGCGCGCUGACGGGCGAAGGUUUGUACCAGGGAUUAGAAUGGAUAGCGCAAAGGAUUAAGAAGAAAUGACACCCACCUGUGUAAAACACUUCCGUAGCUCUGUUACGACCCGGACCAAACGCCGGUCACAAUUCCUGCUACUGCACUGUCCGUGGAUGCAAGGAUGCGAACAGUAGGGCAGUAACUUGUCGCGUGUGCUGAGCGGGAAAAGAAAUCAUAACCAUGGGUAAACAGAGAGCGGCAAAGGUAUCCUUUGCCUAACUCGUGCUGUCUUCUUUAAUCCUUUCGAGACUGUAAAACAAGGCGAACUACAAGCACCGCUAACAAGAAGUUUAAAAAUGAAAAGAAUUCAUCAUAUGUUUAGAACAGAGCGCGUUCCACGGUGAGCGUGAAUUGAUUAAUGUAUGUAUAGGUUAGCAUGCUGGACCUCGCCGAACAUAGCUCGUGUGUUCGUCGGUCAAACACACUAACGCUGGUCAAAGGAUGUAAGAUAUCGGAGUACUCACAGCAUAACUUUAGGAGAGGAGAAAAGGCAUAGGGUGGAAAUGAUUCCUUUGCGGGCGCACCUUGAUAAACGCGCAUUGUGCCGGGUGAAUACGACUGUGAGAUAAGAUUUAAUGGUAGUAUACACUAGCUUAAAAGGUAAACAUAAUAUAAACACGAGAUAAACACGGUAUCCGCUCUCAGUGGAUGCAUCUUUUGUGUUAACCGUAAACAGCUAAACGAAUGGAAACAGUGACAGUGCGAAAGCGAAAGAGACACCCCUCAAUUAACACCUGAUAAUAGCGAUAAAAAAUGUAUAAAAAUAGCCAAAUGUCGUACGAUCGUGGAAAAGAAAGAGUUCUAGCUUGUAACUGGUAUGAUCUGCAUGCCCGAUGAGAUGUGGAGCGACUCUUCUGAUAGCUAAUUUCGUGCAAAUUGUAUACACAAUGUUAAUAAGAGCAGGUACUGUACAAUAGGGGACAACUGAGUUGACGAUUGCUACCUUUGGGAACUUGUCAAGCGCUGCGGUUUUACGAACGAAUUCCGAACUCAGUAGCCAAAUCAUUAUCACACUCGGUGCACGCCGUUAGAAUUGUGUCGAUAUGCUCUAUGUAGCGAGAUAGAGUGAUAUAGGUAAAGACACCGGAGCAGAACAGAGGUCCGAAGAAGCAGCAAAACGUAAGGUUAGCAUUUUAUGUUUUAUAUGGCAAAACUACACACACGACACCGUUUGUGUAUGUGUUUAAGAUGUAUAGUUUUUAUCCUUGUUUCUUACCGUAUCAAUCAAUCUGAUCACGACCGCGUACCCCCAGAAACGGAAGGAAAUGUUUAUUCUGUACAUUGCGUACGUGUUUAGCUAGCCGAUACGGGAAGAGUUUCGACGGUAGGCGUGACAAACUGUGAGUGUGUUGAGAAGAAAAUCAAAUCCUGUGCAGUGUUAUAACUUGUUGCUCGACGUAAGUUAAGUAUGUGGGUACGCAUAUGGUGUAAGCGCUGCUAGCGAAUCGAAUGAAUGAGAAAUACUUACAUUAUAUAGUUAAAGCAAGUGGAAACAAAGUAACAAAAUAUAUACAUACAUGUACGUAUCGAACGCACCUCGUUUGUGAAAAUAUAUUAAAUAUGGAAUUU